Molecule: messenger RNA, 2763 nt
Organism: Aspergillus udagawae
Lineage: Eukaryota; Fungi; Ascomycota; Eurotiomycetes; Eurotiales; Aspergillaceae
Product: type I polyketide synthase
Exons: 6
Coding region: 1-2763 (920 amino acids)
Biological process (GO): secondary metabolite biosynthetic process; fatty acid biosynthetic process
Molecular function (GO): oxidoreductase activity; fatty acid synthase activity
Source: RefSeq, a predicted model, not a curated record
AUGGUGUCUUCCGUCGAGCGUGCUAUUUCUUUCGAUUUCUCCGAAGUGGUCGUCGUCAACCCGGAAAUUUGCGGUACCGAUGUUUCUGCAUUCUCUGCCAAUCUUGCGGGUCUGCUGAUUAAACUCGGUUUGUCCGUCAGCCAGAGGAAUUGGGAUACCAUAGGAGACGUGUCUGGAAAAUCCUUGGGGAGAUGUCGGAACCAGUCUUUGAAGUGGUUAAGGGCAUGGGCGUUGAACAGCGCGGGCGUCUUGUGGAUCACCCAAGGUGGUCAGGUCUCUGGUCCUUUCAAGCCAUAUUCUGGCGUUUGCACGGGCUUCUUUCGAGCUCUUCGCUCGGAGAAUCCCGAGAAACGCCUCGGCACAUUGGACCUAUCUCUAAAUCUUGAUCUGCAUUCAGAGCUCGCCGCCACUCUGGUUUCUGAAGUUUUUGAGGGCCUUUUCAGCACAACAGAGCGAGAAACCAGAGAUUACGAGUUCGCGGAGGACGAGUGCUGCCUGUACGUGCCACGACUUGUCGAAGAUCCGGCGCUGAAUUCGGCAAUGCGAGCGUUGAAUGAAAAGCCUCGACCCGUCAUGGAGAAACUGCUCCAAGAAGAGCGACCGUUAAAGAUGGAACUUGGCGAGCCUGGUCUACUCAGUACGUUCCAAUUUGUCGAUGACAAACAAUUCCAGGAGCCCUUGGGUGGCGAUUAUGUAGAAAUGAAGGUUCUGUGUACUGGGCUCAACUUUGUGAACGUGAUGGCACCCUUAGGACAAGUUCCUACGCCUACUCUUGGCUGUGAAGUGGGAGGCAUCAUCACCAAGGUAGGACCGGCUGUGACCAAGUUCAAGGCAGGAGAUACAGUGGCGGGUAUGCUUCAAGGCAGUUUCGGCACUCAUGUUCGUAUCAGGCAGACCGUCAUCCAGCACGUCCCUGCCCAUAUGACUGUCGAAGCAGCAGCCACCGUCAUCACCGCCUUCUCGACCGCAUGGAUAGGGCUGGUCAGUAGGGCUAGACUGCGUCAAGGAGAAACGGCACUCAUUCACUCCGGAGCUGGUGGCGUGGGCCAAGCCGCAAUUCAGAGUUGCCAGUACUUGGGCGUGGAGGUCUACACCACCGUGGGCUCCGUAGCCAAGAAAGACCUGCUUAUGGAGCGCUACAGGAUCCCCGGGGACCACAUUUUCAAUUCCAGGGAUGGCACUUUUGCCCAAGGUGUCAUGAGAAUGACAAAGCGCCGUGGUGUUGAUGUGGUCCUCAACUCUCUGUCAGGAGAAUUCUUGCGUCAGUCCUGGCAUUGCCUAGCUGAUUUUGGACGCUUCAUUGAAAUCGGCAAACGAGAUCUCCUGGGAAACACGGGCCUCGAUAUGCAGCCCUUCCUUCGUGGUGUCAGUUAUAUGGGUGUUAACCUCGAGCAGUUCCACCCCACCAGUACAGCGCACAUGGAAUUGUCAGAGGCUCUCCAAGACAUUUUCGACCUCCUCAGCAUCAAGAAAUUGAGAGAGCUGUAUCCUAUAACGAUCUAUACCUAUUCUGAGGUAGAGCAGGCUUUCCGAGCGCUACAGUCAGGGAAGGUGCCUGGCAAGAUUGUUGUCCGAGCCAGCCCAGACGAUAUAGUUCCAGUCCUACCCGCCGCCAACCCUUCCUUCACCCUGGAUGCCAACGCAACGUAUUUGUUAGCCGGUGGCCUUGGGGGGAUCGGGAGAAGCAUUGCGGACAUGCUCCAGUCUCAUGGCGCCAGGUACCUAGCGUUUCUCUCCAGGUCCGGUGAUUCAAAGCCAGAGGCACAAGCGUUUUUGAAGCAGUUGAGCCGUUACGGUUGCACUGCCAAGGCGUACACUUGUGUCAUCUCCGACCGUGAAACGGUCUUUCAAGCAAUUCGACAAUGCAGCUCUGAGCUACCGCCCAUCAAGGGCCUUGUUCAAUGUUCCAUGGUACUGAAGGACGGAUUGUUUGAUAACAUGUCUUAUGACGACUGGAUCACCUGUACCGGGGACGACUGGAUCACCUGUACCGGGGCCAAAAUUCAGGGAUCCUGGAAUCUUCACGAGGCCCUGCCCAAGCACCUCGACUUCUUCGUCAUGCUCUCGUCUAUCUCGGGCAUUAUCAGGAACCCUGGGCAAGCGAACUACUCGGCCGCGAAUGUCUACGAAGACGGUCUUGCUCACUUUCGACGCCGACAAGGGUUGGAGGCAACAGCCUUGGACCUUGGUGCUGUCCGAGACAUCGGCUAUCUAGCUGAGUCCGAAAACGCCGCUAACAUGAGCCAUUUGCAGGCACUGCAGGUGAGCGAAGCGGAUAUCCAUAACCUUCUUGAGGUCGUUAUCACGCGUCGCAGGCUUGGGGAUGAUGAAAUACCGGCGCAAGUGGUGAACGGCCUGGUUACCGGGGACGAGAUGGAGGAGGUCAUCCAGCGUACACAUUGGGCUCGAGAUGUCAAAUUCUCGAUUCUAUGGAAAACAAGCGAAUCCAGCGCGGAUGCUGGAGUUCUGGCGGGGUUGGACGCCUUCACUAAGGCGGAGUCACUGGUGGCGGCUGCCGCGAUCGUUGAAGACCAUCAUUUCGCGGAUUGCCAAAGUGUUGGUGAUGCCUUGGAUUCCUUGGUUGCAGUCGAAAUGCGAGCAUGGAUGGCCAAAGAGUUCCAAACUGAGCUCUCUAUCUUUGACAUUCUCAGUUCAAUCCCACUCUCGGGUCUAGCUAUGAAGAUUGUCCAGGAAAGCAACUUGCUGCCAGACAGGCUGAAGCAAGAAGUGCAGGAAAAUGAAGCGUCUGCAGAGAUCAAAUAG